AUGCUACUGUAAAUUCUUGUUUACAUACAUCCACUUCCCCUGAAAAGUUCUAAACUUACGCAUUUCGGGUUGGAUUGAUCGGUUUGCAACUCUUCUUCAUCUUCCGUACGUCUGUUCCACUCGCUUAACAGACAAGAACGUCAGAGAAGAUGGACACGACAGGUGUCGUAGGCAGCCUCACGGCCGAUCACGAGGCUCGCCUCCAGCAAUUAUGGAUGUUCCUACUGAACGCCUUUGAGAAUCAAGAAUUCUUCGCCAACCGCCGUUCCAGCUUUUCGCGGCGCUCGUUGAGUAUCGAUGAACCACCACUAUCUCCAUCCAGCAUGAACAGCACAUUUUCCGGUGGUCGCCGCACAAUGUCCAUGUCCAGCAGUCACAAUAACAACUUCAGCAACCCUUUUGUGGCCACGGGUCCGAAUACGCCAAUAUCGCCGGGAUUUCCACCAAUGCCACCAACUAAGAACCAAGACCUAAAUGUACCGAAACCACAAUAUCAGCAUUCAUUCAAAAAAUUGCGCCGACGCACAUCGCUGCUCAGCAACGGUAAGAGCAGCAGUAACAAUAACGGACCCUUCAUCGAACCAUCAACCCCAAACCCACUCCGCAGAUCAUCAACCCGCAAAGGCGGACUCGCCUUUCAAACCCAAUCCAUGGGUGGCGUGGACCUACGACCCAGCCCACAAAAUGCAAAGAUCAUGCAACGGGUCCUGGCAUCCUACAAACUAACCCCUGACGAGCUGCGACUGGGUCUGCUAGCAUCCCUGAAACAAGACCAUCCAGACGCAUUACUUCUCCGAUUCUUGCGCGCACGGAAAUGGGAUGUCGGAAAGGCAUUUGUCAUGCUCGUUGCGGCAGUGGCCUGGCGGACGAAAAAAAUGCAUGUAGACGACGACAUUUUACCACGCGGAGAAUUGUAUGCGCUACAACAACUACGCAGUUCAGAUGAAAGACAGAAAAGAAAAGGGUGGGAUUUUAUGAAGCAGUUCCAUAUGGGGAAGAAUAUUAUUCAUGGUGUUGAUAGGGCGGGUAGGCCGAUUGUGGAUAUUAGGGUUCGAUUGCAUCGGGCUGAGAAUCAGUCUGCUGAGGCGUUGGAGAGGUAUGUUGUGCAUACGAUUGAGAGUGUGAGGAUGUUGUUACGGCCGCCGAUGGUUGAUACUGCAAUACUCAUAUUUGAUAUGACUGAUUUCUCCAUGGCGAAUAUGGAUUAUACGCCUGUCAAGUAUAUUAUCAAGUGUAUGGAGAACUUUUACCCGGAAUGUCUUGCUGCAAUUAUCCUGCACAAAGCGCCGUGGUUCUUUUCUGGAAUCUGGAAAAUGAUAAAAACCUGGAUGAACGACUCUCUUGUGUCAAAAGUCCACUUCACCAAAACCCUGAAAGAUCUCGAACGCUUCAUUCCACGACAAAACAUCCCUCCAGAUCUGGGUGGUACAGACGAUACAUAUCAAUACCACUAUAUCGAACCAGACCCAGAUGACCGCGCCGAAAAUUUGUCACUGGACACGCACUCGCCCACGCGAGACUUCUUAUCUAAUCAACGACAACGUAUUGCGGAGGAUUUUCUGUUAACAACUCGUCUAUGGUUACAAACAAUCGCGAUGCGUGAUGGGAUCGGACAAGCGGUUCAACAAGAUCGACGCGCGGAAUUAAUUGAAGAGUUACGGCUGAACUAUUGGAAAUUAGACCCUUUUAUUCGUGCGAGAUGUCAGUUGGAUCGGGAGGGAGUUAUUGUUAGUGAUGGAAUUGGUACGAUUGAUUUUUAUCCGCAUUUGAGGUCUGUUGAGAGGCGGAUUUCUAUGGAGGAUGUUACGACUGCUGAUGCGGUGGAGGUGGCUACUGCAUCGUCUUCGUUUUUCUCAAGGGAGAGUUUGAAUCAUAGUUCUAAUGGACAGGUUGGAUUGGGAUUGUUGUCUCCUUCCCCGUCGACUUUGAGCAUGGACCAUAACGCUGAAAAGGUCGAUCAACACACAGAGGACGAAAAGACGAGACCAGAUUCACUCAACUUUCUUGACGACGAAAGCAUCGAUGACGACGAAAGCAUCGAUGACGACGAAGAAGACGAAUCAAGCACAGCCCGCGACGAAAUAAUGCAAGAAUACAUGGACGACAACUACGACGAAUACGAACACGAAACACCAGAAUACUACCACUCCGCACCGGUACGACCGCCGCCGCCACCACCAACUCAUCUUUUACAUCCUACAACAACCCAGUAUCACCAGAAUAAAGAAACCGACAUCCAUAGCGAAACAUCGUUUGACCUCGACGAUCUUGACGAAGAAGACGAAGAAGAAAUUGAGAUUCACGAUGCGGUUACGCGGCGUAUUCCUUAUCCGAGAGGGGGAGGGUUUGUGGAAAGGGCGGCUGUUAGGGUUGUUAAUGUUCGAUGAUAAUUCUCUCCGGAUGCAUUUUGAGGUAUCAAAUUUGGUUAUAUUCUCUAGUACUUUUUGGAAUUGUAUUUGUAUUGAUUCUUUUCUCCUUUUUUGCUAUGAUGGAUGAACGUUAUGAUUGGGUUGCUCUGGAUGAGGGGAUUACUUACC
This is a messenger RNA of Talaromyces stipitatus ATCC 10500, 2537 nucleotides long. Its product is annotated as major sperm protein, putative. The transcript has 3 exons. The record is from RefSeq and is a predicted model, not a curated record. NCBI's taxonomy places the organism in Eukaryota, Fungi, Ascomycota, Eurotiomycetes, Eurotiales, Trichocomaceae. The coding region runs from base 150 to 2387 and encodes 745 amino acids.